Molecule: messenger RNA, 1029 nt
Organism: Alosa sapidissima (American shad)
Lineage: Eukaryota; Metazoa; Chordata; Actinopteri; Clupeiformes; Clupeidae
Product: heme-binding protein 1-like
Exons: 4
Coding region: 336-911 (191 amino acids)
Source: RefSeq, a predicted model, not a curated record
CUCUGCCUCGGUGAGGGAGGAGAGAGAGUGAGCAAUAGUGGACUCAUCGACAAUACCAAGUGCGCAUGGAGAGACAGAGGCGGUGGAAAGAGCCUUAACCUCGGACGCUACACUAAGUUAGUGCUGACUGAUAAUUUAGUCUUAUAAUGACAGGGGUAAAUUGGAACAGAGAAACAUAACUCUAACAGCCUGCCUUAUGAUAAACAAGAUUAAUUCAUUCAGUCAUUUUAUAAUUACGCAGUUUGUACGGGAAGAUCUGUUAAGGUGGACGCACUAAAAUUUGAAACCGUUAAAUUUUCACUGAUUUGAAAGGAGUUGAACGAAGAAGGACAACGAUGUUUGGAAUGCUAAAGAAUUCGCUUUUUGGGGCCACUGAAGAAACUGAGUACAAAUUAUUAAGCACCGAAACAAAGGACGGGGUCAGCUAUGAGGUGCGACGGUAUGACAAUGGAAAGUUUGCCACCAUAAGCUCAGAGGGACGGACGUUCGAUCAAGUGUCGGGUGAACUUGUGAGGAGGCUCCUCAUGUACAUCGGGGGGAGCAAUGAGCAAGGCGAAGCCAUGGGAAACACAAUGCCAAUCAUCUUAACAGUGUUCCCCCGGGAUGACGGUGCCAUGCUGCGACGUGUGGUUGUUGCUGUUCGUAUUCCCUCCCGCUAUCAAGUCUGUCCACCAGCACCAACCGACAGCACAAUCAAGAUUGAGGAUCGGUCAGGCAUGACCGUCUACUCACUGCAGUUUGGGGGCUUCGCAGGAGAGUCAGAGUAUCGCUCAGAAUAUUCCCGUUUGACACGCACCAUUGGCGAGACCGCCCCUUAUCAGCGCAAGCAGUACUUCUGUGUGAGCUAUGACCCGCCACUGAAGCCCUACGGGCGACGAAAUGAAGUCUGGCUCAUCCAGGACGAGCCCUGAGUUAUGGAUUGCUCGUGCAUCAUGGAGAAGGGCGGAGCUUGAAAUGUUUAAUACUUACUGAAAGGGUCAUGGGUUAUAUUGGAAAUGGGUGGGAUUAUUUGAUUCAACUUCAAGACGC